UUAUUUCCUGGUUUUGUGUUGUGUAUGUGUGUGGCAGAGAUUCCUCAGUGCCCCCUCCUUUGUGUGUUUCGUUUCAGACAAGCGAUUUUUACAGUUCUUUGUGUCUUUUGUAACGAUGAAUCGUCUUUUUGGUCUGGGUAAACCUAAAGGACCGCCGCCAAACCUUACAGACUGCAUAGGAAAUGUGGAUUCGCGGGCGGAGUCCAUCGAUAAGAAAAUCUCGAGGCUGGACGCCGAGCUCUUCAAAUACAAGGAACAGAUGAAGAAGAUGCGAGACGGUCCUUCAAAGAACAUGGUAAAGCAGAAAGCCUUGAGGGUCCUGAAGCAGAAGAGGAUGUAUGAAGGCCAGAGGGACAACCUGACCCAGCAGUCAUUUAACAUGGAGCAGGCGAACUACACCAUUCAGACACUAAAGGACACAAAGACGACAGUGGAUGCCAUGAAAAUCGGAGCCAAGGAAAUGAAGAAAGCUUAUAAGAAAGUGAAAAUCGAUCAGAUUGAGGACCUGCAGGACCAGCUGGAGGACAUGAUGGAGGACGCCAACGAGGUGCAGGAGGCACUGAGCCGUAGCUACGGGACGCCGGAGAUCGACGAGGACGACCUGGCAGCCGAGCUGGAUGCACUGGGAGAUGAUCUGCUGAUGGAUGAAGACAGCUCAUACCUGGAUGAAGCCUCAUCUGCACCUGACAUUCCAGAGGGAAUACCCAGCAAGGAAAGGACCAACAAGGACGGUGUUCUUGUGGAUGAGUUCGGCCUGCCUCAGAUUCCUGCUACAUAGAAGCCAAUCGGGGACUUCAGAAUGCUUUAUAUGUAAAGUAACUUUUAUAUAUCGCCAUAGAAGCAGGGUGACCUAUAAGCACAACCUCAUAGUAGGCACUGACUGUCUUGUUGGAUUCUGUGUCGGUUUUUUUUUUUAUUAUUAAUCUUUUUGUACCGCCAUGCCGGUUUGUGGUGUAUUUUCUGGCCUGUUUAUUACAUUUUGGGAUACUAACACUUGAACUGACAUGUAUCAUGGGCUUUUUUUCAGUGCUAUUCUGAAUUGCAAUCUUGUGUCAUUAUCUACAUGUUGAAACGUCUGGCAUUUGGCCACUUUUAUUCUGUAUAAUACAAGGGCUACUGCAAAAAAAAAAUAAACUAUACAUUUUAAAUUCUG
This is a messenger RNA of Brienomyrus brachyistius, 1153 nucleotides long. RefSeq names its product charged multivesicular body protein 5a (gene chmp5a). Gene Ontology annotation, biological process: vesicle budding from membrane; late endosome to vacuole transport via multivesicular body sorting pathway. Bases 116 to 778 code for a protein of 220 amino acids. Gene Ontology annotation, cellular component: multivesicular body. The transcript has 8 exons. The record is from RefSeq and is a predicted model, not a curated record. NCBI's taxonomy places the organism in Eukaryota, Metazoa, Chordata, Actinopteri, Osteoglossiformes, Mormyridae.